This is a messenger RNA of Dovyalis caffra, 936 nucleotides long. The record is from the annotation of a GenBank genome assembly. Lineage: Eukaryota; Viridiplantae; Streptophyta; Magnoliopsida; Malpighiales; Salicaceae.
AUGGCAUUAGAUAGCAUCACAAGCAAGCCAUCAAUAACCGCUGAUCAUUACCACGCAAAAGAUGAUCUCGAAAAGUCUUUAGUUUUUGAUGCACAAGUUCUUAGACGCCAAUCAAACAUACCCCAACAGUUCGUUUGGCCUAACCAUGGAAAGCCUGGUGUUGACGCACCUGAACUCAAAGUUCCAGCCAUAGACUUGGGUGAUUUCCUAUCCAGGAACCCUGUUGCUGCAAUGGAAGCUUCAAGAGUUGUUGGUGAAGCAUGUCAAAAACAUGGUUUCUUUCUUGUUGCUAAUCAUGGAGUCGAUCAAGGACUCAUUGCUCAUGCCCAUAACUACAUGGACAACUUCUUUCAAUUGCCCCUUCCUGAGAAACAGAAGGCUCAAAGAAAGAUUGGCGAGUCUUGUGGAUAUGCUACUAGCUUUACUGGCAGGGAGUAUUUUAAAGAUAAUGAUUCAAUAAUGAGGCUUAACUACUACCCUCCAUGCCAAAAACCUGAGCUUACUUUAGGAACUGGUCCUCAUAGUGAUCCAACUUCUUUAACCAUCCUUCAUCAAGACCAAGUAGGUGGUCUUCAAGUGUUAGUAGACAACGAAUGGCGUUCGAUUAGCUCCAAUUUCGACACUUUUGUCGUUAACAUUGGCGACACCUUCAUGUUGGUUUUUGUUGUUUCUAAGGCUCUAUCAAAUGGUAUAUUCAAGAGUUGCUUGCAUCGAGCAGUGGUGAACAGCCAGACACCAAGAAAAUCUCUUGCUUUCUUUUUGUGUCCAAAGAAUGACAAGAUGGUAACUCCACCAAAUGAAUUAGUGGACACAUGCAAUCCAAGAAAAUAUCCAGAUUUCACAUGGCCUAUGUUGUUUGAAUUCACACAAAAGCAUUACAGAUCUGACAUGAACACACUUGAGAUGUUCUCGAAUUGGCUUCAAGAGAAGUAUUAA